AUGUUCGUGCUGGGGAGUUUAUUUACACAGUUGUACGACCGGUUUUUGAAAAAGGAUCGCGCAACCGUUGACGAUGACGGGGACUAUAUUGUGAUCGAGUACGCGAUUUUGUUCAAUUUGCUGACGCAGAUACCUAUCGUGUUUCUCGGCCUCUAUAUCGCCGUGUUUGAGUUCGGAAAGGACAUUGUCGCCGGCGUGCGGAAACUCGGCGCGGACUUGCGAGGGCUGUGUGUUACAGGGAAAGGAGUUGUAAACGCAGGGGAAGGUAUUUCAUCCGCAGCGGGAGGGGGGACGGGGAGUGGAGCAGUGGGUGGGCACGAUCAUGGUUCGAGCAGCAGCACGGCCAUUGCGCCGUCGCCGAAGCACUGA
Amoebophrya sp. A120 is the source of this 369-nucleotide messenger RNA. NCBI's taxonomy places the organism in Eukaryota, Dinophyceae, Syndiniales, Amoebophryaceae. The record is from the annotation of a GenBank genome assembly.